AUGUUGGAAAAAUUAGAUCUUGGUGUGAAUUCCUCCCAAAUGACCUCAUCUGAACGCCUCUUCCCAGAUCCUCAGAGACCCGGCCGCUAUUCGGGUCGAGUGUUUAUGGCCGAUCAGGAGGAAGUGAACAAGAUCUGCGAGGAUUACCAGAAACUCGAGAACAAGUAUGAUAUUUUCGAGAGGAUGUUCAUUCAGCUAUUUCUGGAAGAGGAAAUUGAGCUGUCCGUUCAUUUCGGACUGGACAAGCUAAAAGAAGAGGACUUGCGGAAGGAUCAGCGUUUCCGAACGCACGUUGGAAAGUUCCAACGAUUUUUCACCGGCAUCGUCGAAAUGCUCUCCAAAGGACCCGAGCAACUCAGCAACAUAGUUCAAGUUCUUAGGAAGACUAGUGAUCUCUUGAGAACAGAUAAGGGAGUCGAGAUGGCUCAGCUGAACGAAAAAUAUUGA
Molecule: messenger RNA, 447 nt
Organism: Cooperia oncophora
Lineage: Eukaryota; Metazoa; Nematoda; Chromadorea; Rhabditida; Trichostrongylidae
Source: the annotation of a GenBank genome assembly